Messenger RNA from Nyctereutes procyonoides (raccoon dog), 1356 nucleotides. RefSeq names its product synaptotagmin 2 (gene SYT2). Gene Ontology annotation, cellular component: dense core granule; synaptic vesicle membrane; axon. Gene Ontology annotation, molecular function: clathrin binding; phosphatidylserine binding; syntaxin binding. The record is from RefSeq and is a predicted model, not a curated record. Bases 72 to 1331 code for a protein of 419 amino acids. Lineage: Eukaryota; Metazoa; Chordata; Mammalia; Carnivora; Canidae. The transcript is spliced from 9 exons. Gene Ontology annotation, biological process: cellular response to calcium ion; calcium ion-regulated exocytosis of neurotransmitter; synaptic vesicle endocytosis.
GCACCCCCCCGCGCGCCCUCACGUCGGGCCCCGGGUCCUCCGCGCCGCCGCCGGCCGUCGCCUCCGCCACCAUGAGGAACAUCUUCAAGAGGAACCAGGAGCCCAUCGUGGCUCCCGCCACCACCACGGCCACGGUGUCCACCGGGCUCUUAGACAACUCGACGGAGAGCGGGGGCGCCGGGUCGAGUAAGGAUGACCUGUUCACCUACAUACAGGCCAAGUUCUUCAACAAGAUCCAGAGCAUCCCCUUACCGCCCUGGGCGCUGAUCGCCAUUGCCGUGGUCGCCGGCCUCCUGCUUGUCACCUGCUGCUUCUGCAUCUGCAAGAAGUGCUGCUGCAAGAAGAAGAAGAACAAGAAGGAGAAAGGCAAAGGCAUGAAGAACGCCAUGAACAUGAAGGACAUGAAAGGGGGUCAGGACGACGAUGAUGCCGAGACGGGCCUGACGGAGGGAGAGGGCGAGGGAGAGGAGGAGAAGGAGCCGGAGAACCUGGGCAAGCUGCAGUUCUCCCUGGAUUAUGAUUUCCAGGCCAACCAGCUCACUGUCGGCGUCCUGCAAGCUGCUGAAUUGCCGGCCCUGGACAUGGGGGGCACCUCAGACCCUUACGUCAAAGUCUUCCUCCUUCCAGACAAGAAGAAGAAGUACGAGACCAAAGUCCACCGCAAGACGCUGAACCCCGCCUUCAACGAGACGUUCACCUUCAAGGUGCCCUACCAGGAGCUGGGGGGCAAAACCCUGGUGAUGGCCAUCUACGACUUCGACCGCUUCUCCAAACACGACAUCAUCGGCGAGGUGAAGGUGCCCAUGAACACCGUGGACCUGGGCCAGCCCAUCGAGGAGUGGCGGGACCUGCAGGGCGGCGAGAAGGAGGAGCCAGAGAAGCUGGGCGACAUCUGCACCUCCCUGCGCUACGUGCCCACGGCCGGGAAGCUCACAGUCUGUAUCCUGGAGGCCAAGAACCUGAAGAAGAUGGACGUGGGGGGCCUCUCAGACCCCUACGUGAAGAUCCACCUGAUGCAGAACGGCAAGAGGCUCAAGAAGAAGAAGACGACGGUCAAGAAGAAGACUCUGAACCCCUACUUCAACGAGUCCUUCAGCUUCGAGAUCCCCUUCGAGCAGAUCCAGAAAGUGCAGGUGGUGGUGACGGUGCUGGACUACGACAAGCUGGGCAAGAACGAGGCCAUCGGCAAGAUCUUCGUGGGCAGCAACGCCACGGGCACGGAGCUGCGGCACUGGUCCGACAUGCUGGCCAACCCGCGGCGGCCCAUCGCGCAGUGGCACUCGCUCAAGCCCGAGGAGGAGGUGGACGCGCUGCUGGGCAAGAACAAGUAGGGGCGGCCCCGCCGCCCGCCGCCGC